This is a messenger RNA of Brugia malayi, 870 nucleotides long. It is a transcript of the gene Bma-tipn-1, whose product is annotated as zgc:91928, putative. Bases 1 to 870 code for a protein of 289 amino acids. Gene Ontology annotation, biological process: DNA damage response; replication fork arrest; replication fork processing. NCBI's taxonomy places the organism in Eukaryota, Metazoa, Nematoda, Chromadorea, Rhabditida, Onchocercidae. The record is from RefSeq and is a predicted model, not a curated record. The transcript is spliced from 5 exons. Gene Ontology annotation, molecular function: DNA binding. Gene Ontology annotation, cellular component: nucleus; replication fork protection complex.
AUGGAUAUUGAAUACGAUUUCAAAGCAUUCUUUGCGGAAGAUGAUAUAAACGAACGCGAAGAGAUUGAAAAAAAUGCAGCGCCUUCGGAAGAACAAAUUUUGAACGACCUACUGAAAAAAGAUGAAAGGAAGAUCCCCAAGCAACGUCUCCUAAGAAAUCCAAAAUUACGAGAUAUUGAACUUUGUGGGCCAAAUGGCUUCUUUGAAUUGAAGCGAAGUUUCGACAGUUUUACUCCAAAAAAUAAAAAUCCAUACGAUGAUUUGCUUGUAAUGAUGAGUCGAAUAGAACACUGGAGCCAUUUACUGUGUCCUAAAAUGACAUUUGAAGAUUUUGUGUCUCGUGUGGAAUCCCUAAGCGACAAAAGAAUGGUAAAAACAAUGUUGACAAAAAUGAGACUCGACAUGCCUUUGACUGAUGAAGAUUUUCUUGGAAACAAAGAAAAUGAACAGGAUAAAGAAAUAGCUGAUAAGGGAGGAAAUAAGGAGUUCACUGAUACGCUAGUGAAUGAUACAGAUUUGUUUGAAAAUUUCGAUGAUGCGCCAUCCGUGCCUAUUACAUCGCAUCGAACAGCAACGUUACUUGAGUCCUCCAUAUCGAAAUUGUCAUGGGAGCAACUACAACGUAUUGAAAAAAAUAAGCAUCGUGCUCAAGAACUUCGUAUGCAACGUGAGAAACGAAUGAGUCAGUUGGAUGGUUUCAAUUCAGUUUUGAAAAAUGACGACUCACCCGUUUUUGAGGAAACAGCAAGCAGUAUAACGUUAAACUCGAAAUCGUUUACUCAGGAUGAGAAAUCAAAAAAGCCCCAAGGACACGUCGAUAUUAUGAUGGACGAUAGCGAAGCAUUAGAUUUUAUAUUUUCAUCAACUUGA